Molecule: messenger RNA, 1767 nt
Organism: Cynara cardunculus var. scolymus (artichoke)
Lineage: Eukaryota; Viridiplantae; Streptophyta; Magnoliopsida; Asterales; Asteraceae
Product: nucleoside diphosphate kinase 3-like
Exons: 15
Coding region: 141-1571 (476 amino acids)
Biological process (GO): GTP biosynthetic process; UTP biosynthetic process; CTP biosynthetic process
Molecular function (GO): nucleoside diphosphate kinase activity
Source: RefSeq, a predicted model, not a curated record
CAUCAAGGUUGGUGUUGCUGUUUUGUGUUUCUACUAACUACUUGAUUAAAUCCAUUACAGAGAUCUACCAUCUCCAUCGGUUUGACUACCUGCAUCAGAAUCUAGUGAUUUCUUUAAGUUCACUAAAGUGGAAUCAAGCCAUGGGUGAUGAUCAUGGUCAUGGUCCUAGAGGAGUAGAAAUUUUUCCAGAUCAUUUUCCAGCUUCAACUUCUGGUGUGGAGACCCCUCAAACAAGAAGUUCAUCAACUUCACGUGCCAAAAAUGAAUUUGAGCAUAGUUCCAGCAGCCGUUUGUGGGCUAGAAGAAGAUUAAAAAGUGCUGCAUCCAUGUUGAACUUGCUUAGCUUACAGAAGAGGCUAUCUUGGGGAAACGGCACAGAUCGGCAAGAAAAGAUCGUAUUAUCUGCCAAGGAAGUGAAAUCUCUUCAAUCAGAACUUGCUGAUUUAGAGGAAAGGGAAGCUCAUCUGAGAGCUCAGUUAGAACAUAUUGAUGAGAUUUUGCGCUCUGCGCAUCUUUCAGGCUACCUACACAUGCGAACUAGAUGGGCAGCAUUGCCUGGAGAACCUCUUCCUCUUGAUGACACAGAAGUUGAUGACUGGCUUCCACGUUUUGUUGUUCUCCAUGGACCAUGCAUCUACUUGUAUUUUCUGUCCAUAGAUUUAAGUCCUCAGGAUUCCACCCUGUUAUCUGAUGUUGUUGAAGUAGGGCCAAUGCCAUGUGUCACUCAAGAAGAAGGGGAAACCCGACACUACUUUUACAUAGUAACUCGCCACGGAUUGAGAUACGAGUGUUCAAGCACUUCUAAAGUCCAGGUGGAUAAUUGGUUAAUAGCUUUGCAAGAGAAAUGCAAAUUGGGGUCAGAUUCAAUCUUUAGAUCUGUUUCACGAGCUACUAGGUCUAUCAUUUCUUCUGCUUCUAAGCAGAAGUCCAGUCUCUUAUCCGAAGGACGAUCUGCUUCUGCUGCUGCAGCAAUUUCCUACAAAGGAGUGUUGCCAGCUCUAGCUUCUUUUGGGCGGGAUAGUUCUGGAAACACCUCCAGCACAUGGAUCGCUGGAGCAUUUAUGCUCCCUGCUGCAGCUUACAUGGUUCAGGACCAAGAGGCACAUGCAGCAGAGAUGGAGCGCACAUUCAUCGCCAUCAAGCCUGAUGGUGUGCAAAGGGGACUGAUUUCAGAGAUUAUUUCUCGCUUUGAACGUAAAGGAUUCAAGCUUGUAGCCAUUAAACUUGUGAUCCCUUCAAAGUCCUUCGCCCAGCAGCAUUACCAUGAUCUCAAGGAAAGACCAUUUUUCAAUGGACUGUGCGACUUCCUUAGCUCUGGCCCUGUUCUUGCCAUGGUUUGGGAAGGAGAGGGUGUGAUCAAAUACGGCCGUAAACUUAUUGGAGCCACAGAUCCACAGAAAUCAGAGCCUGGAACCAUCAGGGGUGAUUUGGCUGUUGGUGUUGGAAGGAAUAUCAUCCAUGGAAGUGAUGGUCCAGAAACGGCGAAGGAUGAAAUCAGCCUAUGGUUUAAACCAGAAGAGUUAACAAGUUACAUCAGCAACCAAGAAAAGUGGGUCUAUGGAGUCAACUAAAGACAUCCAUUUUCUCUUAGGUCAUUUAGUUUCUAGGCUGCGGGAAUAAUGACCAAAGAAUAAUAAUCUUCUUUUUUCUGCUAUAAAAAAUGAGCGGAACAGUGUCAGUUUUGUUGACUUACGAACCUUAUUUUUAGUUGUUAAAGACUAAUAAGUAUUUGGUCGAUGCUUGGCUGGAAUCUAUUCUCACCUCGUU